CGAACAGCUGUUUACCGGCGCGUGUUUGUGUUUUUUUUCUGAGCCGCCCCGCUUUUGGUGACUGUUUCAUAAUAUUAAAGAAAUCUGAAUGAAGCUGAGGCAAUGCAGCGAACGCGUCUGUUGCAAAGUGUGUGGGUGCGUUUAACGCGACUCGGGCAGUUGCCAGCCGGUGUUCUGCCCACCACAUCCCACGGAUUACGUUAUGCAACGAACCCGUCUCUUACUCUGGCCGGGACUCCUGUCCACCAUCUUCAGCCACGAUGCCUGAGCAGUAGCAGUAGUAGCUGCUCUGCGGACAAAGGAGGCGGUCGCAACAUGCGCCCGUCUGGUUCGACGGCUCCCAUAAGCACCGAGGGUCUGUGGACGCAGCUGGAGGCUUAUUACCAGCAGCACAGUUUGCUCAACUAUGAGCAGUGCCGACGUUUGCUGGAGAAUCUUCAGAGCACUCGCGCAGCGGAGGGGCUGGGGCUCAGUGCUACGCAGCUGCACUUCCUGCUUGGCUCGUGCGUCCCCGAGCUGCUUCCCGCCCAAAGCGCACAGGAGCGCCUGCAGCUUUUUCAGAGCUUGUGGAUACAGCUGCUUAAGCAGGGGCAGCCGACCCUGGCCCAUUACCACACACAAUUGGAGGUUCUGCGGCAAAACCGGCUACCACUGGCCGACUAUCGGGCACUGCUGGCCGAAAUCGGCGUCUACCAUGGGACCGCGGAUGCCUCGUUCUACAGCAUCCUGCUAGAUGUGGCCUGCUCUGCGGGGAAUAUGCGCCAAGCUACCGAGUUGCUAGCGGAAAUGCGGGAGAAGAACUUUCCUCUGACGGAGGCCAACUUUCACGCCCUGCUCCUGGGCCAUGGACGCAGCAAGGAUUUGCCAGGAGUCGAGUCCGUGUUGUCCAGCAUGCGGGCUGCUGGAAUCUCGCUGAGUGCCAGCACCCAAGCGAUUCGCUUCGCAGCCUUUGUGGAAAACGAUGAGGUUGCCAAGGCGAGGGAUCUGCUGCAGGUCCACAGUGGUUUCACAGCCCCCCAGAUACUGCAGAUGCUGCGCGUCACCCUUUAUAGCCAGUCGGUGGACAACGAUCUUGUUCAGCAGCUGGUCAAAGAGUUGCCCAAGGACUAUCUGACUGGAUUCGAUGUACCCCCGGCCCUGAAGAGCCUCUGCAUCGAACUGGUGCACCAGGGCCAGGCCCAGCUGGCAAUCCGACUGGUGGCUGCACUGCCAACACCCACGUUCAAUGGCAACCAGAACGUGGACGAGUACGCGGCGCUAAUCCUGCAGGAGUUCUUCCGCGCUCACGUGCCCAUAGAGGAGACGCUCCAGUUCGCCCACGAGCUGAGCCAGCGCGGACAGAACCAGCGGGCCCUGCACCUGGUCACCGAGCUGGCCCUGCGCCGGCUGCCUGCCGCAGCCCUACGCUGCUUUGAGGCCCUCUGUGCCGCCGGAGAGGAACUGCGACCGCAUUACUUCUGGCCCUUGAUUCUGCAUCAACACCGACGGAAUGGCGAGAGUGGCAUGCUCCGAUUGGUCUCUGAGAUGAAACGACUGCGUGUGGAGUGUGACGAGGACACCCUGCGCCAAUACCUCCUGCCCAACCUUGUGCAGACGCUGCAGGAGCCGCUGCAGGCCCUCCAGCAACUGGAGUCGGUGGGCAUUAAGCCCUCCCAAGUCGUUGUCCACGUGAUCACCCAACUGCUGCAGCAGCACCAGCAACUUCCCGAGAUCCUGGAUCUCCUCCAGCGCUAUCCCACGCGCCUCCAGCUGUUCUCGCUCCUCCAACCUCUGUCCGCCCUCUCGGUCCACGCCCGGGCCACGAAGCGCUUCGAACUGUUCGCCCAACUUGUACAGGCACUGCAGCUUCGGUCGCUGCAGAAGGAAGAGGACUUCGUCGGCGCCCUGCUCAUUCAAAUGUGUGGCCCCCAAAUGCGACUCCGACAGGAUGCCACCUCCCUGCUCAAAUUCGUGCACGAGCUGCGACGCCUGGAGCUGCAAAUGUCGCCGGCCGCCGCCGAAGCUCUACUCUCGAUCGCCCGACAAGGCACAGAGGAUAACCAGGUGCUCCAGGCGCUGGGCAAGACGAUUCAAAAGAUGCGCAACGCCAAGCUUACCCUACCGGCAGACUCGGCUACUCACGGCGGAUUCAUCAAGCACCCGCGCGACAUGAGCCAGGACGAGCUGGAGUGCCAUCUCAUCGAGCUCGAGUCGAAGAAGCUUAAUACACGCGGUGUCCUGCGACGCCUGCUGCAGUUGUCCGUGCGGAACGGCCGCUUGGAACGGGCCCAGCAACUGCUGGUCAAGUGUCAGACACUCAAUGUGCAGACCAGCGCCGGCAUGCUGGCCUCCAUCUUCGAUCUGCACAUCAAGCAGCGCGAUCUGGCACGGGCCCAGCAGAGCCUGGAGAAUCUGCAGAGCACUUACCCAGGUUUUCUGAUCGAUGAGCAUAAACUGAUCGACUUUGCCGGCCUUCUGGUGCAUGGCGGUCAGCUGGAGGCAGCCAAGCAGGUGCUGCAGCGACGUGCCGACGAGCAUAAGGUCAUUGGAGGCACUUACGUGAUCAAGAAUGUGUGGCAGCUGCUUACCAAUGUGGCCCAGAUGGCCGCAGAUACGAAUCAACAGGAAGCUGGAGGUGUAGCAGGAGCACCGGCUGCUGCAUCUGCUGGCCGCAACUUAACUCAAGAGACACUGGACUUCCUGCGGCAGCUGGGAUACUGCCAGGUUCACAAUGCUCUCCUCGGGCCCGUUCUGCGAGAGUGGUUGCUGCGCGGGGACUUGGACGCAGCAGUCGCCGAGUUCCAGCGUCUGGCCAGCCAGCACAAGCACACGCCGCUGCAGUUCGAACUGCUGUCGCUAUUGGUGCGACUGGGCAAUGGGAACGCGGAGGAGCUGGCACGCUUCAAGGGUGCCACGGCGGGCUCUGCCCAGCAGCACUUGGCCGCGGUGACGGCGACUGUGAGCCGUGUGCACGGGGCAGCGAACAUGAAUAGCGCCCUGCUGCUGGCGCUGGCCGAAUCAGGCACAGAGACGCAGCUGCGACGGCUAAUCAUUAACCCAGAGUUCCGCAUCAAUCACGAUUUGCUGAUAAAGAACUGCGAGCACCUUGGACAGGAGGGCGCCGUACGCACCCUACUGCGUCUGGCCCGGGGCGUACGUGGCGUGCAGCGCAGCAUCGAUGAGCAGCGCAUCUACGACAUGCUGCUCUCCCAGUUCAGUAAGAGCAACAACUACGAGGCGGCCCUGGAUCUGUUUGAGCGGCUCGAGGCCGAUGACGAGCUGAAGGUGUCCCCGGAGUUCAUCCGCAACCUGGUCAAGCUGCUGCAACUAAAUAACGUGGAGAUACCGAGCGGCAUAGCGUUGCGUGCACAAAUUAGAUAGCCGCAUUUUUAGUUGUUAACUAAAGCUCCCUAAGCAGAGCUUCGACGCGAUGUUUUUUAAGUUAAACCAACCUAAGAACGCAAUAUAACAACAAGGUAGGACGCGCGUGUUGAAAGAUCCGAGAACAGUUCCCGAUGGAAUGUUGUCGCCCAAAAAUAAGUUGAUUACACGAGUUUUUAUAUUGAUAAAUUGUACAAAUAAGAAAACAAUUUGGUAACAUUUGUAAUUAGUUAAAAAAUCGGUGCAACUGGUGCGGCCGGCCGAAGGCACGCCCUUUUGUAUAUAAUCAGCCAUGCUCCGGGCCUACCAAAUUCUUAGCGAUUAUAAUUUGGGGAAAUAUGCAUACGAA
Molecule: messenger RNA, 3709 nt
Organism: Drosophila miranda
Lineage: Eukaryota; Metazoa; Arthropoda; Insecta; Diptera; Drosophilidae
Gene: Lrpprc2
Product: leucine-rich PPR motif-containing protein, mitochondrial
Exons: 2
Coding region: 103-3360 (1085 amino acids)
Molecular function (GO): protein binding
Source: RefSeq, a predicted model, not a curated record